Dovyalis caffra is the source of this 2334-nucleotide messenger RNA. The record is from the annotation of a GenBank genome assembly. Lineage: Eukaryota; Viridiplantae; Streptophyta; Magnoliopsida; Malpighiales; Salicaceae.
AUGUUUUCUCAUUUCAUUUCUUACUCCAAACUUGGGGUGCUACCUAGUAAUCCUUGCUCCCACUUUGUUCAUUAUCGCACCACCCCAUUUCCCUAUAUUCAUAUUCUUCUUUCAUUUUUUUCUGAUUCUUCAAUAGAUCAUUCCCCUCAUUCUCAUUCUUCAACAGAUACAAAUGAUGGGUUUAACAAAAUGGGUUUUAGAAAUGAUCACUGUCUGGUAAAUUUUGAAUCUGAUGAAGGAGGCGGACAUGGUAACUCUUCAUUUACUAAUAGGAAUGAAGGCACACAAUGGGUCGAGGAUACCAGCAAAAUUGAGAUACACGAAGAUGAAUUUCGACAUCCUUUGGUCAGAGAAAUUUGUAGGUUGAUUGAACGCAGGUCCGCUUGGAACCCUAAGCUUGAAGGGAAAAUGAGGCACUUGCUUAGAGGCCUUAAGCCUCGACUUGUUUCUGCUGUUUUGCUGUCUCAAGCUGAUGAAAGGCUUGCUUUGGAUUUCUUCUAUUGGGCCGAUAGGCAGUGGCGGUAUCGCCAUCAUCCAAUUGUGUACUAUGUGAUGCUUCAAGUUCUUAGUAAAACUAAACUGUGUCAAGGUGCUAGGAGGGUUCUUCGGCUCAUGGCACGUAGGGGAAUUCAGCGUCGGCCUCGAGAUUUUUGUUAUGUGAUGGUGUCAUAUAGUCGCGCUGGUAAGUUGAGGAAUGCAAUGCAGGUCUUGACCAUGAUGCAGAAAGCAGGUGUUGAACCUAAUUUGUUGGUUUGUAACACUGCUAUUCAUGUUUUGGUGAUGGCAAAUAGGUUGGAAAAAGCUUUGAGAUUUCUAGAAAGAAUGCAACUUAUUGGAAUCAUGCCAAAUGUUGUCACCUAUAACUGUUUGAUCAAGGGAUAUUGUGAUCUUCAUAGGGUUCAAGAAGCCAUGGAGCUAAUUUCUGAAAUUCCAUUGAAAGGCUGUUCCCCAGAUAAAGUUAGUUACUAUACUGUAAUGGGGUUUCUUUGCAAGGACAGAAGGAUCAAAGAAGUGAGGGACUUAAUUAAGAAAAUGGAGGAUAAUAAUUUGUUAGCAGAUCAAGUUACUUAUAAUACUUUAAUACAUAUGCUUUCUAAGCAUCGGCACGCAGAUGAGGCACUUCAGUUUUUAAGAGAAGCACAAAAAAGGGGAUUUCAGGUUGAUAAGGUUGGGUACAGUGCAAUAGUUGAUUCAUAUUGUAAGGGACGAAGGAUGGACCAGGCGAAAGAAAUUGUGAAUGAAAUGUUCACAAUGGGCUGCAUCCCUGAUGUUGUAACUUACACAGCUGUUGUGAAUGGAUUUUGUCAGGUUGGGGAGGUUGACCAAGCUAGGAAGAUGCUUCAGCAAAUGUACAAGCAUGGCUGCAAGCCAAACACUGUCUCGUAUACAGCCCUCUUAAAAGGGCUUUGUCAAAUGGGGAACUCUUCAGAGGCAAGGGAGAUGAUGAAGGCAAGCGAAGAACAUUGGUGGACCCCAAAUGCUAUUACCUAUAGUGUUGUGAUGCAUGGGUUUCGGAGGGAGGGAAAGCUUUCUGAUGCUUGUGAUGUGGUGAGGGAGAUGAUUGGCAAAGGCUUUUCCCCAACUCCAGUUGAAAUUAACUUACUAAUUCAGUCUCUUUGCCAGAAGGACAGAUUGGACGAGGCAAAAAAGUUUUUGGAAGAAUGCAUUAACAUGGGGUGUGCUGUCAACGUUGUAAACUUUACUACUGUAAUUCAUGGAUUUUGUCUCAAGGGUGAUGCAGAAGCAGCUCUGUCAUUGCUUGAUGACAUGUACCUUAGCAACAAACACCCUGAUGCAGUCACUUAUACAACGAUAAUUGAUGCAUUAGGAAAGAAAGGUAGAAUAGAAGAGGCCACUAAGCUUACAUUGGAGAUGCUUAAGAAGGGGUUAGAUCCUACACCAGUAACAUAUAGAACAGUGAUCCAUCGAUACUGUCAAAUGGGUAGGGUGGAAGAUUUGUUAAAGUUAUUAGAUAAAAUGCUUUCCAGGCAUGACUGUAAAACCGCAUAUAAUCAAGUUAUCGAGAAGCUAUGUAGUUUUGGAAACCUAGAGGCAGCUGAUAAACUCGUAGGUAAGGUUUUGAGAACAGCCUCAAGAGUUGAUGCUAAUACAUGCCAUGUGCUAAUGGAGAGUUAUUUGAGAAAUGGGAUCCCUCUGCCAGCAUAUAAAGUGGCUUGUCGUAUGUUUAGUCGAAAUCUGAUUCCUGAUUUGAAGUUGUGUGAGAAGGUGGGCAAGAAACUGAUGCUGGAAGGAAAAUCAGAGGAAGCAGAUAACCUGUUACUGCGGUUUGUUGAGCGCGGCAAUAUUUCAUCUCAUUGUCUACAGAAUUCUUAA